This is a messenger RNA of Coffea arabica (coffee), 1518 nucleotides long. RefSeq lists its product as uncharacterized. NCBI's taxonomy places the organism in Eukaryota, Viridiplantae, Streptophyta, Magnoliopsida, Gentianales, Rubiaceae. The record is from RefSeq and is a predicted model, not a curated record. Gene Ontology annotation, biological process: DNA repair; telomere maintenance. Gene Ontology annotation, molecular function: DNA helicase activity.
AUGGAUUGUCGGUGUGUAAGAGUGAGGAAUCAUUUGUUGGAUAAUAGGUGGGUUGUUCCGUACAGUCCGUAUCUUUUGGCUUUGUUUGACUGCCAUUUGAAUGUAGAGAUAUGUUCCACUGUUAAGUUAGUUAAGUAUCUUUACAAAUAUGUUUAUAAAGGGCAUGAUCGUGUGAGCUUUUAUAUCCAUUCUGAAAAUACCUUUGAAGAUGUAGAUGAAAUUUUAGACUUUCAGUCUGGCCGCUGGGUGGCUGCUGCAGAGGCUUUUUGGUGGAUAUUUCGAUUUACUUUAAACGAAAUGACCCCGAGCGUCUAUGCAUUACAGGUUCAUCUUCCUGGAGAGCAAAUGGUUUCUUUUCAUAGAAGAACCAAUCUUGCUGAUUUAGUUGCUGAUGUUGACUUCUCAAAAACGAUGCUGACUGAGUUCUUUUAUAUGAAUCAGACAAAUAAAGAUGCUCAGAAACUCAAUCUCCUUUACAAACAAUUUCCUGAGUUUUUUGUAUGGAGCCCAGACAAGAAACGGUGGUCUAAAAGAAAGCGUCGAAAAGUUGUUGGAAGAUUGGUGACCGUUAGCCCAGCAGAAGGAGAGAGGUAUUUCUUGAGGCUACUUUUAUCCUCUGUCUGUGGCCCUAUUUCGUUCGACCGCUUGUUGACUGUUAAUGGAGUCCAUAUGGCUUCUUAUAGAGAAGCCGCUUUCCAGAUGGAUCUGUUACAAUCUGAUACGUAUAUCGAAGACACCCUUGAUGAGGCUGCUACUUUUCAGAUGCCUUCUUCACUCAGAAACCUGUUUGCUGUGAUGCUAAGUUUCUGCUCCCCGUCAAAUCCUAAAUACUUGUGGGAAAGAUAUGAGUUUGAGCUAUCAAGGGAUUAUGAAAAAAAUAGUUCACUCACUGGAUAUACUCCUCAGUACAUCAGAAUGCUGGUACUUCAGGAGAUCAGUAAAUUUUUGGAACAAAUGGGUAAAAGCAUGGAUGACUUUCACUUGGUUCCUGACUACCUUGGUGCUACAUUAGAUCAACGGAUUACAAAAGAAAUUGAAACUGAAAGGAAUAUUCAGUUCACAGAGGAGGAUCUGCUACUGUCUUCGAAGCUUAAUGCCGGUCAGAAAUUUGCCUACAGCUCUAUCAUGAAACAGGUUUUCUCACCAAAAAAAAUGAAGUUUUUCAUCAAUGGGCCAGGUGGGACAGGGAAAACUUUCCUUUAUCGGUCAAUACUUGCUACUUUGCGUUCUCAAGGCUAUAUAGCCAUUGCUGUUGCAUCGUCUGGCGUUGCUGCCUCUAUACUUCCUGGUGGGAGGACUGCACAUUCACGCUUUAAGAUCCCUCUUGAUAUAUCAGGAAAUAAGUCUUGCCAAGUUAGUAAGCAAAGCUCGACCGCUAAGUUGCUUAUAGAGGCCAAACUUAUAUUGUGGGAUGAAGCUUCAAUGGCUAAGAAGGAAACAAUCGAAGCAUUUGAUAUGCUUCUCAAAGACAUAAUGGAAUGCGAUGAUCCUUUUAGUGGCAAGCUGGUGGUUUUUUGA